Molecule: messenger RNA, 792 nt
Organism: Chaetomium globosum CBS 148.51
Lineage: Eukaryota; Fungi; Ascomycota; Sordariomycetes; Sordariales; Chaetomiaceae
Exons: 7
Coding region: 1-792 (263 amino acids)
Source: RefSeq, a predicted model, not a curated record
AUGGCCAACUUCUUUGGUGAUGGUGCCGACGGUUUGGACCCGUCGCUCCUCGACCCUACCCUGCGUAAUGAAACGCAGAUUAUCCCAAACACCGUACACAUUGUCCCAUCAUAUUCAGCGUGUGUCUCGACCGAGCGCGAGAGGAUCUUAGCGUCGAAGAGCUCGAUGGAUGUCCGACGGGUACGCAAGCGCCCUGCCCCUCCCCGCUUAUCCAACGCCGACGACGAUGGCGAUGACGAUGACGAGGCUGCCGCCGCCGAGGUUGCCGAGGAUGACGCUCGUGGGCGUAAGCUCACGAGCGUCAGCCUCUGGCAAAUCUUUUUAUACCACACCCGCCGGCCCGAGAAGGAUGAGGAAUAUAUCAAGUCUAUAUAUGGGGAGUCUGUGGACCCCCAUGGGCUGGAGUGGGCGAAUGCCCGCCAACAUUUCUUGGACGACCAGAAGAACUGCAAGUUUCGGGUCAUUCACAACAUGGAGCAUGCUCAGCAGCCUGAGUAUACUCUCCUGCUCGACACCAGAGUCGAUGUCUCCCGCCAGGUCCUGACGCCCCUGGCCCAUGCGGCCUGGUCACCAGAGAACUGGACCAAGGUAUGGACGUAUUUGGUUGGCCGCGUCGAUUACGACGGCUCCCAUGUUCUUGGCCAGUACUAUAUGCGUACAAUGUUCCAGAGUCUGGCGGUGGAGGUGGCGGUGUACCUUCGUGUUAAAGCGAAGGAUGAGGAUCUCGCCCUUGCCCGUCGUCAAGAACUCCUUGAGUUCUAUGAUGAUAUGACCAAGAAGCCGCGCAAGUAG